This is a messenger RNA of Cyclopterus lumpus (lumpfish), 937 nucleotides long. RefSeq lists its product as uncharacterized. Lineage: Eukaryota; Metazoa; Chordata; Actinopteri; Perciformes; Cyclopteridae. The record is from RefSeq and is a predicted model, not a curated record.
GCACCAUGUGUAGGCCGGGCUUGUCGGUAACCAGCCCGUGUGUACAAGGUUUCCGCUGAGUUGCAGACAUGUGGAUUAAGGAGUGGGCUUUAAAAGUUCCUCCUUUGUUCUUGUUCAUUCUUUGCUGCUGGACAAACGCUAACUAGACAAAAUGACCCAGAAGGCGGUACUCGUCACAGGCUGCUGCUCUGGGAUCGGCCUCGCCUUUGUUGCCCGCAUCUCAAAGGACGAGAAGAAAAAGUUAAUGGUCUAUGCCACCAUGAGGAACUUGAGUAAGGGUGAGGCGCUGAUCGAGGUGGCCGGUUGGACCCUGGGCAGGACUCUGGAGAUCAAACAGGUGGACGUAUGUGACGAGGACUCCAUCAAAGCCUGUGUGGACAUCUUAAAUAACAAUGCUGGGAUGGGUCGGAUUGAGCCUAUCGAGUGCCAGUCCAUCGACGAGAUGAAGACUGCCAUCGUCACCAACUUCUUUGAUCUUGUAUGCCUGCUGAAGGAAAUCCUCCCUGACAUGAAGAGGAGGAAAGGCCACCUUGUGGUCAUGGAGAACAGACAUGGCAUCAUUCAGGAACCCAUCAGCCUGAUUGAGCCAGGUCGUGAGUUUGAGCCUAAAGUCUAAGAGGAGGGCAUGAAGACUGAUCUCAGCAAAGCUGACAAGGUGACUGCCGACAUGCUCUUCACCAUCUACUUGAAGAACUACAAUCAGAUCUUUGAAAACAUUGGGCAGACUGCUGAAGAUGUAUCAGACAAUCUUCACUCACCGUUUUAACACAACCGAGAUGAGUUACAAUGGUUUAUGUCUGCUCUGUUCUUUGUUCUUCCCCCAAUAGCAUACUUUCAAGAUCAUCACACGGUCUUCAACGCCAGUCUGAACUUCCUCAAACUUCUUCGCUGGAGAAGCCGAAAAAGCUUCACCUUGGAAAAGGACGAGAGCAACUAG